UACACAAUACGCGGACUACUUUGGCGUAGUUGAGCGGGCGAUCGCGGACGCAGCCAUCUUGCAUUUUGAGAGUACGGCCUGAUUGUUACCUAGGUGGAAAAUCUCAAAUCAUCCGUCAUGUCAGAAAGGGAGGAUAACGUUUACAAAGCCAAAUUGGCGGAGCAAGCUGAGAGAUACGAUGAAAUGGUGGACGCGAUGAAAAAGGUGGCAUCGCUGGACGUGGAGCUGACCGUGGAGGAGCGCAACCUGCUGUCCGUCGCGUACAAGAACGUGAUCGGCGCCCGGAGGGCCUCCUGGCGCAUCAUCUCGAGUAUCGAACAGAAGGAGGAGAACAAAGGCGCCGAGGAGAAGCUCGAGAUGAUCAGACAGUACAGGUCACAAGUCGAGAAGGAGCUCAGAGACAUUUGCUCCGACAUCCUGGGCGUCCUCGACAAGCACCUCAUCCCCUGCGCCUCCUCUGGUGAAUCUAAGGUCUUCUACUACAAAAUGAAGGGAGACUACCACCGAUACCUGGCCGAGUUCGCCACCGGCAACGACCGAAAGGAGGCUGCAGAAAACUCGCUGGUCGCGUACAAGGCGGCGAGCGACAUUGCCAUGACAGAGCUUCCUCCCACACACCCCAUCAGGCUCGGCCUGGCUCUCAACUUCUCAGUGUUCUACUACGAAAUCCUCAACUCGCCCGAUCGGGCGUGUCGCUUGGCAAAGGCCGCCUUCGACGACGCAAUCGCGGAGUUGGACACCCUGUCGGAGGAGAGCUACAAGGACUCGACCCUCAUCAUGCAACUGCUUAGAGACAACCUCACCCUGUGGACGUCAGACAUGCAGGGCGAUGGUGAGAACCAGCAACCUUCUGGAGAGGGCGAGACUAAGGAGCAGCUGCAGGAUGUUGAAGAUCAGGAUGUGUCGUAAUGAGUUAGAUAUCAAGUGUAAAAAGCAUUAGUCGGCAAGGGACCAAUCGUGUGUCUGCGGCCGACUCAUUUUGGCCCUCCUCUCAAAAUCACUUUUCUUUUUCAGCAACCUGAGCUCUUUAAAUUGUCUCUUUGUUAAGAUUUUGGAAAACUCGCAGCCGUGCUUGAAAAACCACGACAAAACGUGUCAAAAAAUGUACAGUGUGUCUGGUUUUUUGACUAUGGCCGGACUGGAAAAGGGAUCAUUUAAGGGCCAGCGGGGGAGGAAAUGGAGUAGGAGUGGCAUUACAAAGAAAAAAAAACAUAAUUGCUGUUAACAUAUAAUUAUUUUGCAAAGCAUGGUAAAAAAAAGCAGAAGAAUAACUCCGGACGAUGUUUUUUAAAUGUAUCUAUGUGAUCUCUCUUUUCAAACUUAAACUUUUAAUUCUCACUUGGCCCCCUUAUUAUAAUUUGCCGUUGUCUUUAGACAUGGUGUGAAUCACAAGUCGUGCUUUACCAGCCUGUAUAUGGUAUUGUGUAGGUUAAAAAAUUAAAUCAAGAAAAGAAACUGUCACAGGUUAAAAGAAAGAAAGAAAAACAAAUCACUAGAAAUCCUCAAAAAUGCUCAAACCGAUCUAAUAACAGCUUUUUUGGGCUACAUCAAAAUCAAUAGCGACACAAUGCUGGGCCAAAGAAUUUCCGUCUGACGUGUAACGCGAAAACGAGAACCAAAUUUGCCAUCUCGAGCACCAUCUGAGCCCUUGACACUUGCGUCAACCGAUUCUUCGGCAGCGAGACCCUUUAUUUUGUAACGGAAAUGGCAAACAGGGUAACCAACAAACCAACCAACCAUUGUAUCGCUAUGGCGAAUUUGGAAUUGAACCAAUUGGUACCCUUAUCGACUCUUGACUUUUGAUUUGGUAUGUGACUGUGAGAAUGCAUCAACUCAAUAGCUGGACAGGUAUCAAUAAUCGAUCGGUUGACCCACCUACCUACAUGCCGCCACCACUGCUAAAUGUAGCUGCCAAAAUUGAAUGUUUUUGUACCCCAAUCAGUCACACAUUUCAUCUUGCAGUAGCUAAGAAUAUUGAGUGUAUUCAUGCCUUUUAAUUGCGAGUCGCGCUUUUAACAACUAGAAGUGAGUGAUGAACACAUUUAGCACAUUUAUCAGUGUCGCCUUUCAAAAUAUUUUGACGGCUCCAAAGGUCCUGUUUGGAAGAAACAAAAAGCGAGCACGUGCGCAUACUUAAUUAGCUGUCUACUCUGCCAGAUUUCUUUGUGUUUGAAAUAAAUUAUUCGAAGCGGUGGCCAAUUUGUAAUAUUAUUUAUUGUCUUGGAAAGAGACGGAGCAAUUCAAAUCUCGAGUUCAACUUAUUUUCUGGAACGUAGUUUGCGAUCGGCACACAUGGAAGGCAUACAUCCAAAAGUUUUGGGGGGAGAGAACGCUCGAUAUAUGGUUGUCAAUUACCAGAAGCGAGAGAUAAAAGAGAGGAGGAAGGGAUAGUAAUAUUUUGGAAGGCAUGAAUAACUAAUUAUGCUCUAAGCAUUCCAUAACUAUACUUUCAAACUUCACUUAUCCAAUAAUGAUAUAACACUGGAAUGGCGCAAAUUUAAUGUAGAUAAAAAACGAUAAAAAAAGAUGAUGCAAUAUUGAUA
Cloeon dipterum is the source of this 2543-nucleotide messenger RNA. RefSeq names its product tyrosine 3-monooxygenase/tryptophan 5-monooxygenase activation protein epsilon (gene 14-3-3epsilon). The record is from RefSeq and is a predicted model, not a curated record. NCBI's taxonomy places the organism in Eukaryota, Metazoa, Arthropoda, Insecta, Ephemeroptera, Baetidae. Bases 118 to 909 code for a protein of 263 amino acids. Gene Ontology annotation, molecular function: phosphoserine residue binding. Gene Ontology annotation, cellular component: cytoplasm. The transcript has 5 exons. Gene Ontology annotation, biological process: intracellular protein localization; signal transduction; regulation of mitotic cell cycle.